This is a messenger RNA of Aedes albopictus (Asian tiger mosquito), 1211 nucleotides long. RefSeq names its product serine protease snake-like. The record is from RefSeq and is a predicted model, not a curated record. Gene Ontology annotation, molecular function: serine-type endopeptidase activity. The coding region runs from base 220 to 1008 and encodes 262 amino acids. The transcript has 6 exons. Gene Ontology annotation, biological process: proteolysis. NCBI's taxonomy places the organism in Eukaryota, Metazoa, Arthropoda, Insecta, Diptera, Culicidae.
GGCUCUUCACCUCUCCCGUAACUGUAGCUGCACACAGAAAACGAAUAGAAAAUAAAGAUUCCACACCAUAUACAGACGAUUCAGAACAACGGAAAACAAGUUUCCCCCGGACAAUCAUAUGGACGGACAGAGGUACUCUGCACCGCAGUUCGUGAUUCGCUGUACACGGCAAUAGAUCAACCAUCCCAUCCGUCAAUCGAUCGAUAACCGACAGCCAAUAUGAAGAAUCUUAUUUUGGCGUUGUUGGUCUUGUUAGCGGUUGCAAAAACCGGAACAUGCCAGCAGCAAUGGAUACGAGGUGUCGAGAGCGCUCACGUGGUUCAAAUCGGUCAACGACAGCCCGGAGGCGGAGUAACAAUCGUCUGUGGUGGAUCUUACCUGGGUGAAAAGAUGGUUGUGUUAGGGGCACACUGUGCCAAUAAAAACGGGCGACAGCCCGACUUGGCACGAUUCGGUAGUUCCAGCGGGAAUACCUUUGACAUAGCUAUCGCAAACAUCACACUUCAUUACCGCUACAAGCCCCAGUUCGACUACCACAAUAUGGCAAUCGCGAUUCUCGAGAGGAAUCCCCAAAUCUACUCCAGUGCCAUCAAAGCAGCGUGCAUUCUGAAAGCACAUCCCAAGACGAAUACUCCCGUGCAGCUGAUUGGGCCCAUCGGCGAUGGUAGUGACCGACUGGAACGAGCCGACCUGCAGGCCGUUGGUUCCGAAAAAUGCCACGAGUAUUACAACCCCAAUCGAAAGCUGCGGUUCGGAGUGCUGCUGUGCUGCUUUUGCGCGCGCAAUGCCAAGCUCGACCGGUGCACGAAUUUACACAGCUCACCCCUCCAGAUCGUCGCUCGCCGUUUGGGCAAGGAAGUACCCUACUUAAUUGGCCACAAAUCGAUCGGAAAAUCGUGCGAUACGAACACACCCGGGAUUUACACCCGCUACGGAUCGUACUUCGAGUGGUUGGAAACCGUCACCGGGCUGAAUCUCGACGAAAAAGAGUGUUUCGAACGCUACUAAAUGGCAACAGACUAGCGUGCUGCAGCGCGUUACUCAUUAGCACCGAUUCGGACGGAUCAGUAGUGGAUAAACACCUUCGAUGAGGUAUAGAGAAACAUAUGCUCAAAUGAUUAUCUGAAAAUCACCACAUCCGGUGCGAUUACUAGUUUAGUUGGAAUACAAUGUUGAGAAUGCGAACGAUUAUUAAAAUUCCUUGGAAUCGA